CCGCAGCGCCCGGCCCCAGGCAGUGGCAGCUCAAGUCCGCCUCGCGUGCGGAGGAUCUGCGCGAAGAUUCCCCCGCUUCUGCCCGGUGCCCACUGGCGUGAGUGAGCCCAGCGGGGAGGCCCUUGGGUCGGAGAGAAGGGGUGCGCUGCGGAGGGAGCGCGACUCCUGAGCUUGGACGUCGGCGGCUGAGCGCGGGUAGAGCGGCCGCUCCUCGGGCCGGAGUUCCUAGCUGGCGACAGGUCCCCUGACCUUCGUCUGCCCCUUUGGACCGUGUGGCUAUCGGAUGCUGACAGGCCAGAUGCAGAUGGGCUCGGUGUGGUCGCACCACCACCCGCUCCUUUCUUAGCUGGGGGACUGAUGCCCCAGAAUCUUCACGAGAAAAGCCAGGCCUACCCCCGCCACCGCCCUGGUCGCCAGGCGGGCCAUAAGAGCCCCGAAGACGUCUCAGCAGCAGCCAUGUACACCUUCCUGCCCGACAAUUUCUCACCUGGCAAACCCAAGCCCACCAAAGAGCUGAGGCCCCUGCUGGGCUCGGCAUUCCUGGGGCUGCUGCUGGUGCUGGCCGCGGUCGUGGCCUGGUGCUACUACAGCGCCUCCCUGCGCAAAGCGGAACGCCUGCGCGCCGAGCUGCUGGACCUCAACCGCGGCGGCUUCUCCAUCCGCAACCAGAAGGGCGAGCAGGUCUUCCGCUUGGCCUUCCGUUCGGGCGCGCUGGACCUGGACUCCUGCAGCCGCGAGGGCGCCCUCCUGGGCUGCUCGCGCGCGGCCGACGGGCGCCCGCUGCACUUCUUCAUCCAGACGGUGCGGCCCAAGGACACGGUCAUGUGUUACCGCGUGCGCUGGGAGGAGACGGCCCCGGGGCGCGCCGUGGAGCACGCCAUGUUCCUGGGCGACGCAGCUGCGCACUGGUACGGCGGCGCCGAGAUGAGGACGCAGCACUGGCCAAUCCGCCUGGACGGCCAUCAGGAACCGCAGCCGUUCGUCACGAGCGACGUGUACUCUUCCGACGCGGCCUUCGGGGGCAUCCUCGAGCGCUACUGGCUGUCUUCGCGCGCGGCUGCCAUCAAGGUCAACGACUCGGUGCCCUUCCACCUGGGCUGGAACGGCACGGAGCGGUCGAUGCGGCUGCAGGCGCGCUACCACAACACGUCCUACAAGCCGCCCGCGGACCGCGGCGGCGCCGCGCCGGAGCUCAGCUACCGCGUGUGCGUGGGCUCCGACGUCACGUCCAUCCACAAGUACAUGGUCCGGCGUUACUUCAACAAGCCGUCGCGGGUGCCGGCGGCCGAGGCCUUCCGGGACCCCAUCUGGUCCACGUGGGCGCUGUACGGGCGUGCCGUGGACCAGGACAAGGUGCUGCGCUUUGCCCAGCAGAUCCGCCAGCACCGUUUCAACAGCAGCCACCUGGAAAUCGACGACAUGUACACGCCGGCUUACGGCGACUUCGACUUGGACGAGGUCAAGUUCCCCAACGCCAGCGACAUGUUCCGGCGCCUGCGCGACGCCGGCUUCCGCGUCACGCUGUGGGUGCACCCGUUCGUCAACUACAACUCAUCGCGCUUCGGGGAGGGCGUGGAGCGGGAGCUGUUCGUGCGCGAGCCCACGGGCCGCCUGCCCGCGCUCGUGCGCUGGUGGAACGGCAUCGGCGCCGUGCUCGACUUCACGCGCCCCGAGGCCCGCGACUGGUUCCAGGGCCACCUGCGGCGGCUGCGCGCGCGCUACAGCGUGGCCUCCUUCAAGUUCGACGCGGGCGAGGUCAGCUACCUGCCGCGGGACUUCAGCACCUUCAGGCCGCUGUCCGACCCCAGCGUGUGGAGCCGGCGCUACACCGAGAUGGCGCUGCCCUUCUUCUCGCUGGCCGAGGUCCGCGUGGGCUACCAGUCCCAGAACAUCUCCUGCUUCUUCCGCCUGGUGGACCGCGACUCGGUGUGGGGUUACGACCUGGGCCUGCGCUCUCUCAUCCCGGCCGUGCUCACGGUCAGCAUGCUGGGCUACCCAUUCAUCCUGCCCGAUAUGGUGGGCGGCAACGCGGUGCCCGGGCGCACGGCCGGCCGCGAAGAUGGGCCGGGGCCCGAGCGCGAGCUCUACAUCCGCUGGCUGGAGGUGGCCGCCUUCAUGCCGGCCAUGCAGUUCUCCAUCCCUCCCUGGCUGUACGACGCGGAGGUGGUGGCCAUCGCGCACAAGCUCGCCGCCCUGCGGGCCUCGCUCGUGGCGCCGCUGCUGCUGGAGCUGGCGGGUGAGGUCACCGACACGGGCGACCCCAUCGUGCGCCCUCUCUGGUGGAUCGCGCCGGGCGAUGAGACCGCUCACCGCAUCGAUUCGCAGUUCCUCAUUGGGGACACGCUGCUGGUGGCGCCAGUCCUGGAGCCCGGCAAGCAGGAACGCGACGUCUACCUGCCCGCCGGCAAGUGGCGCAGCUACAAGGGCGAGCUGUUCGACAAGACGCCGGUACUGCUCACGGAUUACCCUGUCGACCUGGAUGAGAUCGCCUACUUCACCUGGGCGUCCUAGCCCAGGACCUAGGAACGCCACGGCUCUAGCCCAAGCUUUCGUGUGGACUUUUAAUCAUCUACCACGUCUAAACCGCGUACCCCCAGGAAGCCCCCAUCCCUGUACCUCCUAGUAAGUGGGUGGUGACUUAAAUGCGCUCCAUUCGGGGCUAGGGAAAUGGGUAAGGGGUAAGUGGGAAGACACUUGCUGCACAAGGCAAGAGGACCUGAGCUCAGAUACCCAGUAUCCAUGUAAAUGCUGGGUGGGUGUGGUGACCCUGUCAACCCAGAGUCAUCGAGAGAUACCCCCACAUCAACUUAGGGCCUCCACACACGUGUGCACACAUGUGAACAUACAGACACACAUGCAGACACACCACACCCACACACGCAAAGGGGGGAGGGAAAGUGAUCCAUCUAACUGCUGUGUUUGUGGGACCUGGGAGAGGGGGUGCUGACAACCUGCCUCCCCCCCACAAUUCUCUCUGUAUCCUCCACACUCACGCCAGUCUGCAGAAACCUCUUCCCUGUGAUAGAAGCCAAAGCGCUCAGAGGACAGAGGUCUGCUUUCUGCUUUUAAAAGCACGAACAGAAACUUCUCCCUUCCUCUAACCUUUGUGGCCAUCUUAUCUUUCUGAGGUGAGGACUUUAUCCUCCUUAUAAGCCUCAAAAUAGUUCCUGCCACAUUUAGAAAGCGCUCUUGGUGUUUAAAGCCAGGACCUGAGUUCCCAGCACAUACCUGAACAGUGAUUGACCUGGUCCACUCCCACUGUGGAGAAGGGUUCGGCCGCUGAUUAAGAAGUAGGAGGCCCUGUUCCAGGAAACAGGAGGACUGGGUUCAGCCGGAAGCAAUCACCGUUGUCCUCUGUCUGCGGAGAGACUCCUAACACUGCACUAACCCACCCUGCACUCACUCACUUGCUCAGCCCUGGACCAAAUGUGUCUGAUGCAGGGACAUUCAGGCCAGACUUGGUGCCUUAACUCAAGAAUGUGUGUGUGUGUGUAUGCAUGCAUAUGCGUAUGCGUGUGUGUGCACGUGCGUGCGUGCAUACCUGUAUAAGAGAAUGCUGCCAGGAGUCCCUGAAUCUACAAAACACCCAAUAUUGCCAAGACUAGAUAAGUCUGGAGACAGGAUGCAGGGGACAAACUUAGGGCUUCGAUUGUUGUGUUAGCCCGCUCCCAGGUAGCUUCCCUGAGACUCUGAUAGGAAAUAAACAGCUUUUUCAUGAUUACUUAUCUGUCUCUGUGUACACAUGCUCAGGUACAGCCUAAAAAUGUACAGUGUUCUUAUUCUGAUGGUGGUGUGGUUGGGACACGAGUGACAUGUACACACACAGGCUAAGGUCUUUGAUCUCACCCGUUUUCCCUUUCAGUCAACCUCAUUCAGAAUGAGUUUUUCCUGACUUUACAGCUUUGUCUGGGGAAGGACUUGCCAGAGGGAGAGUUGGGAAACGUGGUGGAACUCAGCUUCCCUCAGCAGCUCUGGCAGUACAGCCAGCGCCAUAACUAACACACCACCUCAGAAUGCUUCCCUUUAUUGACUCAACAUGGAAAGCGCGUGAAGAAAGCUUCGGGGUCCCCACACGUGCCCAUCUCCAGUGCUGGUGCUGCUGCUGAUCCCUCCCUCCCUCCCUCUCUCUCUCUUUCUCUCUUUCUUGGGUGGGGGGCAACAUUGAAGAUUGAACCCUAGGCUCCAAGCAUACCACGCAAGCCAUGUACCACUGAGCUACAGUCCCAGCCUUCCAGUGGUGAUUCUAUCCAUUUAUCAACUGGCUAUGUAACUUUGAAUGAGCUGCUUAACCUUACCGAGCCUCAGUCUUUUCUAUGUAAAAGUGAUAAUAAUGUCUACCUCCAAGGUCAUUGUAAGAAUAAGCACAGAUGUAUGUAAAGUGCCUGGCACAAAGUAGGUGCUCAAUAAAAGGUAGCUAUUAUAAUACUA
Messenger RNA from Jaculus jaculus (lesser Egyptian jerboa), 4428 nucleotides. RefSeq names its product myogenesis regulating glycosidase (putative) (gene Myorg). Gene Ontology annotation, molecular function: hydrolase activity, hydrolyzing O-glycosyl compounds. The transcript is spliced from 2 exons. The coding region runs from base 358 to 2511 and encodes 717 amino acids. The record is from RefSeq and is a predicted model, not a curated record. Gene Ontology annotation, biological process: skeletal muscle fiber development; carbohydrate metabolic process. Lineage: Eukaryota; Metazoa; Chordata; Mammalia; Rodentia; Dipodidae.